AUGCCGGUUCCACGCCUGAUCCAGGGGUCGACGGCGCUGCUGCCGCUGCUGCUGCUGCUGCUGCUGGCUGCGGGCCACGUAGACGGGUACAAACCUGUCCUCAUCGUACACGGGAUCUUUAACGAACCCAAAGACUUCCAAAUGCUCACCAAGUUUAUUAAAAAGGUGCAUCCUGGGACAGAGGUGCACGUUAUCAACCUGUACAACAACCUGAACAGCCUGAAGCCCAUGUGGGAGCAGGUCCUGGACGUCGGGAAGGUCGUCAGCAACAUCAUGUCAAACUUCCCCAACGGCGUCCAUCUGCUGGGCUUUUCACAAGGUGGUCUCGUGUGUCGAGCAGUUCUCUCCCUGAUUCCGAAUCACAACGUUCACAGUUUCAUAUCGCUGUCGUCUCCGCUGGCUGGACAGUUUGGAGUGACGGCGUACCUGAGUCAGGUCAUACCCAAACAUAGGAGGAAGAACUUCCAGAAGCAUUGCUACAAACGAUACGGACAGAGGCUGUCAAUCUGCAACUACUGGAAGGACCCCCACCUCAAGGAGGAGUACCUGAGGAACAACAUGUUCCUGCCGCUGCUCAACGGGGAGAAGCCCCACAGCAAAAUGAAAGAGUGGAAGAAGAACUUCCUGCGCAUCAAGAAGCUGGUGCUUAUCGGAGGACCACAGGACGGGGUCAUCACUCCUUGGCAGUCCAGCUUAUUUGGAUUCUACGACAGCAAUGAAAACGUUGUGGGAAUGAGGAGCCAGGAGUUUUACAAGAAUGAUGCCUUUGGUCUGAAGACACUGGAUGCUCGUGGCGAUUUGUUGAUGUGCGUCGUCCCCGGAGUAAUACACAGCGAGUGGAAGAUGAACUUCCAGGUGUUCAGACUCUGCAUGGAGAAGUGGCUCACAUGA
Molecule: messenger RNA, 891 nt
Organism: Cololabis saira (Pacific saury)
Lineage: Eukaryota; Metazoa; Chordata; Actinopteri; Beloniformes; Belonidae
Product: lysosomal thioesterase PPT2-B-like
Exons: 8
Coding region: 1-891 (296 amino acids)
Cellular component (GO): lysosome
Molecular function (GO): thiolester hydrolase activity
Source: RefSeq, a predicted model, not a curated record